AUGGACCGCAAGCCAGACAAAGACGCCCAGUUAAGCAGGCGCGGGCAUGCGCUGGCGCCCCUUACGCCUACAACCUGGGACGGCACGAGGGAUGUUGACUGCGAUGCUAGUCGGAACUACGAUGAUACCUCCUUCGGACGUCGCUCCGCAUCUCUCUUCUCUGUCUCCCUCGAUUUUGUUUCCUGGUCCUAG
Molecule: messenger RNA, 192 nt
Organism: Colletotrichum truncatum
Lineage: Eukaryota; Fungi; Ascomycota; Sordariomycetes; Glomerellales; Glomerellaceae
Source: RefSeq, a predicted model, not a curated record